This is a messenger RNA of Daucus carota subsp. sativus, 1973 nucleotides long. RefSeq names its product protein IQ-DOMAIN 5. Lineage: Eukaryota; Viridiplantae; Streptophyta; Magnoliopsida; Apiales; Apiaceae. The record is from RefSeq and is a predicted model, not a curated record. The coding region runs from base 237 to 1496 and encodes 419 amino acids. Gene Ontology annotation, molecular function: protein binding. The transcript has 7 exons.
ACUUUCCCCAAACCCACACUCAUUCACACACUCCCUUCAGAUGUGCCUGCCACUAAUUUCAACAACAGACAACCAAUCACCACUCACUCCCAUAAAUUAAUCAUUCUUCUCAACUUUAUUCUUUCAUUUUUUUAAAUUCAGAUCUUCAAUUCAACACUUUUUAUUGCAAUUUCACUUGUCAUCAACUCCUAGCCUAAAGCUGGGGUACGCUUGGCUGUUCUACUGAAAUUGGCGUUAUGGGCGUUUCUGGAAAAUGGAUUAGAGCAUUGGUUGGUUCAAAGAAAUCACAGAGGUCACAAUCUUCAGAAAAAGAUGAAAAUAGAGAUCCGGAUUCUGGAAAGUUUCGUCACCGAAGAAGGCAUUCAAUUGAAAAUGAUGUACUUCAAGAUGAGUUCAAUGACAAAACCGCCACAGCAGUCAAAACAGAAAAUUCAGCAUCAGAUGCUGGUGGAUCCCCUUCCAGUUCACUUCAAAUGAUCAAUGCAUCUCAAUUUGAAGAAAAUAUGAGAGAGCAGUGGGCAGCUACAUGUAUCCAGACUGCAUUUCGAGGAGUUUUGGCGAGGCGAGCACUAAGAGCUCUAAAAGGACUAGUAAGACUACAAGCCCUUGUUAGGGGGCAUGCUGUAAGAAAACAAGCGGCAAUAACUCUUCGGUGUAUGCAAGCUUUAGUAAGAGUUCAGGCUCGUGUGCGAGCUAGACGUGUUCGUCUGGCUUUGGAAAACCAAACAUCAGAGCAGAAACGUCAACAACAACUUGAACAGGAAGCCCGUGUUCGAGAAAUAGAGGAAGGCUGGUGCGAUGGGGCAGGAUCCGUUGAACAAAUUCAAGCCAAGUUGUUAAAGAGACAGGAGGCAGCAGCUAAGCGCGAGAGAGCCAUGGCAUAUGCCUUGGCUCACCAGUGGCAGGCUGGAUCAAGGCAAGUGGCAUCUUCUGGAUUUGAACCAGAUAAAAGCAACUGGGGCUGGAAUUGGUUGGAGAGAUGGAUGGCUGUUCGUCCAUGGGAGAAUCGUUUUCUGGAUAUCAGUCAGCAAGAUGGAACAGCUGUAGAUACUGAAGUGGGUGAAGGAAAGAAUGGGAUGAUGAAAAAGCUUCCUGCGAAAAAGGCCAUCCCAUUGAUCCCUGACACAAACACUGCUAGUGAAAAGAUGGUUCUAUCUUAUUCCGAUGGCUGUGACUCUUCACCCACUAGGUCCAGCAGUAUGCAAGAAGCAUCUGCAUCAUCAUUUACCAAGGGAAAGACUAAACCUGUGAUUGAUGAUCUGGUCAAAGAAGUCAGUUCAAGACCUGGUGUCGGUCCAAGAUCUCAAAGUAAUCCCAAGGAGAGAUCAUCACUUCUGAAUAAGCAAGCAAAGACACGACAGUCUUUGCCUAAUGUUGGGCAAGGUGAACAAGGUGUUGGAGUUCAUACGAGCAAGCAACUGGCUAGAACUGCUGUAAGAAGAAAACCUACCGCCCAAAAGCCUAUUAAUGAUAAAACCAAGAUUAAUGGACAAUGAGCUUAGCACUUAUAAAUUGAUCGUGUUGAUCGGAAAACCUUACUCUCUGCUUGCUCUCCGACGGUAUCUAUGUACAUAUGAGAUCAUGUUGAGUUGAAGCGAUUUGCCUAGUCGUCGGUGAGAUCAUUAGCCAAUCUUGUUGCUGCCAAAAUAAAGUGAGCUGAACCAGAUCAAGCGGCUUACACAAAUGUAAUAAUUAUCUGUGUCUUGUUAAUUUCAAGCUGCAACUCCUGUUGUAUUGCCCUUCUUUUUAUUAUCUCAGUCCUUUCUGUUGUGUAGUGUUAAUAGUUUAGUAUUCUUUUCCAUGGCAGUUUAGGGGACUAAUCAACUUGCAAGUGUAGUGUAUUUUAUAGCUUGUUGUAUACCAAAGUGUAAGAACCAUAGGCAAGUAACUCUAGGAUCAUAGGAGUAUCAAUUAACAGUUUGUUAAAGGCCCUUUGCCCAUAUUUAAAUUGCUGAUUGCUGAAAUUAGUCUAA